Molecule: messenger RNA, 225 nt
Organism: Lucilia cuprina (Australian sheep blowfly)
Lineage: Eukaryota; Metazoa; Arthropoda; Insecta; Diptera; Calliphoridae
Exons: 2
Source: RefSeq, a predicted model, not a curated record
AUGAAAGUUUCUUUGGAUCGAUCUUGUUCUGUUUUUGGUUUGAAUGACACCGAAAUACAGGCGCUAUCGAAACGUUUCGAAAACAGUGUUAAACCCGUGGUGAAUGGUGUUAUGGUAUCAGCCUCUCAUCUUGUUAUGCUAAAUACCUUGGCACAAUUGAGCUAUAAAGUUGUUUACAGUUGUGGAAAAGCUGAAACCUGUUGGACUAUGCAACGUGAAAUCUAG